Aphanomyces astaci is the source of this 573-nucleotide messenger RNA. RefSeq lists its product as hypothetical. The transcript has 4 exons. NCBI's taxonomy places the organism in Eukaryota, Oomycota, Saprolegniomycetes, Saprolegniales, Verrucalvaceae. The record is from RefSeq and is a predicted model, not a curated record. The coding region runs from base 1 to 573 and encodes 190 amino acids.
AUGUGCACCGCCGCCACGAAGCUCUCGGCUACACUCAACUUCAGCCAAGCGGACUUCGUCGAUUUCAAAAAGACCCACAGCAUUGAAGGAACGUGGGGCGUCCCGCUCAAGGUGAUCCGUCCAUUCCUCUACCACCUUGCUGGCUUUGGUCUUAAAUUUGUCCGCGCUUUGGUACUUGGUCACGGACUUGAACUUGUUGAGGUGGCCAACAAGCUCGGUGAUUGCGCGGUCGUCCGAUGGUGUUGGGAGAAGGACGACCAACGCGUGGCGGUCGAGGUCGUCUCGCCGAGCUUGUUAAUCCAGAAGUUGGUUAUGUCCUUGGGCAUGAUAGACCUCAUCUUGGGCAUGAAAGACCUCAUCUUGGGCGUGACUACGAAUAAGAAGCGGCACAUGGCACGAAACAUUCGCCAUGAGAGUGCCUGCGCAUCUCAUGGCGUCCUUGUUGAGGUGCGGCAAAUGGAAGUUGUUGCCGCCAUGGUGCUCGAGCGCAAGGCACAUGACAGCCUGCAACGUCAGGAAAACAUUCUCAAGCUUCACGACAUUGAGGACGUCGUAUGCUGCCAGUCAGGGUAG